GUUGUUGAUGGGCCGAUUGUGACCUUUGCUAUUUUCUACUUUACAUUCGCUUUUUCUUUUAUUUUUUGUUUUGGGAAGAAGCCGAGGGGGAAAUCCGAGGAAGAAGAGCCCUGAAAAACUCUUGGUGCACAUUGUUCCAAACCAAAGAGGAGAAUAUGAGAAUUCUUCACUAAGUUGGCUGGAAAUAAGGGGAUCCUUAGCAUUAAAAGCACUUUGUGACCGGACUGGGAUUUUGAACGCUCGCUGUAUAACAGGAGUUUAUUGGAGAGCAGCCUGAUGGCGCAAAGGUACGAUGAGCUGGCCCAUUACGGUGGAAUGGACGGCGUGGGAGUCCCCGCGUCUAUGUACGGAGACCCGCACGCCCCCCGGCCGCUGCCCCAAGUGCAUCACUUGAACCACGGACCCCCGCUCCACGCCAGCCAGCACUACGGGGCCCACGCACCGCACAACGUGAUGCCCUCCAGCAUGGGCUCGGCUGUCAACGACGUCUUGAAGAGGGACAAAGACCAAAUUUACGGCCACCCACUGUUCCCCUUGCUCGCGCUGGUCUUCGAGAAGUGCGAGCUCGCGACCUGCACGCCGCGCGAGCCCGGCGUGGCGGGAGGCGACGUCUGUUCCUCGGACUCCUUCAACGAGGACAUCGCAGUGUUCGCCAAACAGAUCCGAGCAGAAAAGCCUUUAUUUUCUUCAAAUCCGGAGUUGGACAAUUUGAUGAUACAAGCCAUACAAGUAUUGCGAUUCCACCUUUUAGAACUGGAAAAGGUACACGAACUGUGCGAUAAUUUUUGCCACCGGUACAUCAGCUGUCUAAAAGGAAAGAUGCCGAUUGACCUGGUUAUCGAUGAACGGGAUGGCAGCUCCAAGUCCGACCUUGAUGACCUCUCCGGAUCGUCCACGAACUUAGCUGAUCAUAACCCUGUGUCCUGGAGGGACCAUGACGAUGCUCACUCCACACACUCUGCCGGAACACCAGGUCCCUCCAGCGGGGGCCAUGCUUCUCAGAGCGGAGACAACAGCAGUGAACUCGGAGAUGGUCUGGACAACAGCGUAGCCUCCCCAGGCACGGGCGACGAGGAUGACCCUGACAAGGACAAGAAACGUCAGAAGAAGCGCGGCAUCUUCCCCAAGGUUGCCACCAACAUCAUGCGGGCGUGGCUAUUCCAGCAUCUCACGCAUCCUUACCCUUCUGAAGAACAGAAGAAACAACUAGCACAAGACACAGGUCUCACCAUCUUACAAGUGAACAACUGGUUUAUCAACGCAAGGAGAAGGAUAGUACAGCCGAUGAUUGAUCAGUCAAACCGAGCAGGUUUUCUUCUUGAUCCUUCAGUGAGCCAGGGAGCAGCCUACAGUCCCGAGGGCCAGCCCAUGGGUAGCUUCGUGCUGGACGGCCAGCAACACAUGGGGAUCCGGCCAGCUGGGCCGAUGGGAGGAAUGGGCAUGAACAUGGGCAUGGAUGGGCAAUGGCACUACAUGUAAGCUACGUCCUGUAAAAGCAAUGCAGAGGACGCAGGAAGUUCACAAGGCCUGUCAGGGGCACACAUACCUCAAGAGUGGUCCUGCGGGUGUGGCCGUGGCACUGUCAAGUCACCCCACUUCCCACCCCACCCCUGCAUCCAUGUCCACCCAGCCAAGACCACCACCAGGGAGACACCGCCCUCACCAUACCUGCAUAGAGCCUGGUCAUCUUCACUCCUGUUGACCCCUGGCACCAGAAGACGUCCCUUAAAAAGAAGAACGGGAAAAAAGUUAACCAGAACCAGACAUUUUUAACAGGGAAUUCUCGACAAACUGUGAUUUUUGUCACUUUCAUUCUUUUAUUAUUAUUAUUUUUUUUUUAACAACAACAGAGGACCAAGUAGACUUUGUCAAGUUUUGGGCUUUUGUCUGAGAUCAAAAGAUGUCCUGACAUCUUCUGUUACACAUUCAAAGGCACACACACCCACACACGCAUGCAUGCAAGCACCAACACACAUACAGGCAGACGCUCAGCUUCUCAAGUGACACAAAAAACUCAAUUUUUAAAGCAAUCACUUUGGAAUAUGUAUUUAAAAGAACUGAAAAAAAAAUUACUUCAGCGGCUCCAAGAGUUCUAACUACUGUAGUGUAAAAUAGAGAAAGAAAAAGUUUAAACUUGUGCAUUUCCUUGGAUCACUAGGUUCAUCUCCUGCAGUAGUUCUUAGAAUACGAGUCCAUCCCUGCUUUCACACUGUAUGUCGACCCUUGAAGAGAGACUGUCUUUGUGCAGCCAGACGGACAGACCCCCCCCCCCACCCCCACAAUGAUUUCUACUGCCCAGAAUAAAGUGAGUGCGCGACCUGGAAGUGAUCCGAGAGAACCAUCCGAAAACAUUCACAGGCCCCCUUCUACUUCUUGAACCAACAUUGCUCUGUUGGUAAAAAUAUAUAUAAAUAUAUAUAUAUAUAUAUAUAUAUGUAUUAUUUUGAAUUGCCCAAGCACUGGAUUGUCUUGGUUUCAUCCUUCUUGCUUUUUUUUUUUUUUUUUUUUUCCUUCUUUUUCAACAUAGUGGACUCUGGUCCAGAGAGCCUGUGUAUUAAGUGUAAAGAUGGAGUUGCAGCAACCUGCUUGGACAAUGCAGACACAAGGGUGGAAGCUUUGGCAGCAAGGAGGAUGGAUUGAUGGAUGAUGCACCAAAGACCUAUACAAAAAAGAAAAAAAAAAAAAA
Molecule: messenger RNA, 2686 nt
Organism: Scleropages formosus (Asian bonytongue)
Lineage: Eukaryota; Metazoa; Chordata; Actinopteri; Osteoglossiformes; Osteoglossidae
Product: homeobox protein Meis2-like
Exons: 13
Coding region: 277-1479 (400 amino acids)
Biological process (GO): regulation of DNA-templated transcription
Molecular function (GO): DNA binding
Source: RefSeq, a predicted model, not a curated record